This is a messenger RNA of Crotalus tigris (Tiger rattlesnake), 2916 nucleotides long. Its product is annotated as corticotropin-releasing factor receptor 1. Lineage: Eukaryota; Metazoa; Chordata; Lepidosauria; Squamata; Viperidae. Bases 109 to 1344 code for a protein of 411 amino acids. Gene Ontology annotation, molecular function: corticotropin-releasing hormone receptor activity; corticotrophin-releasing factor receptor activity; corticotropin-releasing hormone binding. The transcript has 13 exons. The record is from RefSeq and is a predicted model, not a curated record. Gene Ontology annotation, biological process: adenylate cyclase-activating G protein-coupled receptor signaling pathway; cell surface receptor signaling pathway. Gene Ontology annotation, cellular component: plasma membrane; neuron projection.
CUGCCGCCGCGACAUUUCUUUGCUUCUAGUUUAGCCUGCUAAUGCUGCGGGAGAUUCCCGGUGGCCGGACGGAGGAGAAGAAACGAGGGGGGAAGGAUCUGCAGAGCCAUGGAACGGCGGGGAAUGCUGCAGGUUAUUCUCUUCUGGUUCAACCUAGCUGCUGCCUCUAUUGGUGAUGAACACUGUGGAAAUCUUUCUUCGGCCAACAAUAUUACUGGCCCUCAGUGCAAUGCCUUAGUGGAUCUAAUUGGGACAUGUUGGCCACGCAGCCUUGCAGGACAGCUGGUAGCGCAUCCCUGCCCUGAGUAUUUCUCUGGAGUGCGAUAUAAUACCUCAAACAAUGUGUACAGAGAAUGUUUUGCAAAUGGGACCUGGGCAGCCCGUGUGAAUUAUUCUCAAUGCCAAGAGAUCCUCCAUGAGGAGAAGAGAAGCAAAUUGCAUUAUCACAUUGCUGUUGUGAUUAACUACCUUGGGCACUGCAUUUCUCUGGGGGCAUUGCUGGCAGCUUUUAUCCUCUUCAUGCGACUUCGGAGUAUCCGAUGCCUACGAAAUAUUAUCCACUGGAACCUGAUCACUGCUUUCAUCUUGCGGAAUGCCACAUGGUUUGUGGUACAACUCACCAUGAAUCCAGAAGUGCAUGAAAGCAAUGUGCCAUGGUGCCGUCUGGUCACAGCUGCCUACAACUAUUUCCAUGUCACUAACUUCUUCUGGAUGUUCGGUGAGGGAUGCUAUCUGCACACUGCUAUUGUUCUCACCUAUUCAACAGACAAGCUGCGGAAGUGGAUGUUCAUCUGUCUUGGCUGGUGCAUCCCUUUCCCCAUCAUUGUUGCCUGGGCCAUUGGAAAACUCUACUAUGACAACGAGAAGUGCUGGUUUGGAAAGCGCACAGGAAUUUACACUGAUUACAUCUAUCAAGGUCCAAUGAUACUGGUGCUGUUGAUCAAUUUUAUUUUUUUAUUCAAUAUUGUCAGAAUCCUGAUGACCAAGCUUCGGGCCUCGACCACCUCAGAGACCAUGCAGUACAGGAAAGCAGUGAAGGCCACCCUUGUGCUUCUUCCAUUACUGGGAAUAACCUACAUGCUUUUCUUUGUUAACCCUGGAGAAGAUGAAAUAUCCAGGAUAGUCUUCAUUUAUUUCAACUCCCUUUUGGAGUCUUUCCAGGGUUUUUUUGUCUCUGUUUUCUACUGCUUCCUGAACAGUGAGGUCCGUUCUGCAGUACGAAAGAGGUGGCACCGAUGGCAGGACAAACACUCCAUCCGUGCCCGAGUAGCAAGGGCCAUGUCCAUUCCUACAUCCCCAACUCGUGUCAGUUUCCACAGCAUCAAGCAAUCAACUGCUCUCUGAGAGUCAAAGUUUAGGGAGAAAACUUUUACUGUCUUUCCUAAGUUACAGUUUAGGAAAGGCCAAGAGAUUUUGUCCGCAUUUUGCGGACAUUUUAUGGUAGAAACUGUUUGCAUUGGAAGGGAAUGUUUGUGAGAUUGGAACUGCAAGUCCUGGCAAACCAAGUGGUUCUGAGACAAGGUGAACUCCAAGGCCUACGACUGCAACGUUUCAUCCUAAAAAAAAAAAAAAAAGUUAUGGCCGAUUUUAUUUUCUAAUACACCUGAAGAUUUUUGUUAUAUUUGCUUACUGGUUUGGAAAAUGGUUUAUCUAUCACAAGCACUGCAGAAAAAAAAGUUAGCAGUUGGAAUUGGUGAGCAAUAAGCAAAACAAAAUGCAGCAAGAUUAAUCUUGGAAUACUAUCUCACAGGGUGCACAUAAAAGGCUUUUUUUUAAAGGACUUAUGAGUUCAUUAAGAUAGAUGCAGCUAAUUUCCAAUACAAGGCAAAGGCACAAAUCUCAUAUUCAGGACCAUGUAUCUGAUUCCGUGGAAUAGAGCUGGUGGACACUGCCAUUAUGUAAACUCCCUUAGUAAAUAUCCUUAGGACAUCUGACUCCUCUAUGAAGAUUUAAGUGGUAAGAGAAAGUAGAGCUGUUCCCAUGUUCUUCCUCAUUAAAUCUGCUGCAGGUGACGCCAAAGAUCUAAAGCCUGGUGGACUCUCAUUCAAGAUGAUGACUAACCUACUCGUUCCAUGAUUAACUGAUUUUCACCAUAGACAGCCUAUUUGAGCCCCAAAAUGGAGUGGGACAAUAAUGCAUUCCUUUUGGUAUCUCUUAAUAAAAAAUAGUACCAUCCUUUAACCUUGCUUGCAUUUUUUUAGGAAUCUCCUGCACAAUUCUUUCCUUGCCCAGAAAAAUUUAGCCAUAUCUACAUAUGUAUUACACUAUGGAGAAAGGGGAGGGAGGGAGGGAGAACAGCACCAAGCACAAAAUUCCCCCAAAAUGUUGCUUCUUCACCUUUGCUUUUCAAAGCCAGCUGCUUAAUGAAGAACAUUUGAAAGCAUGGUGACAAUUCUGGUAACAUCCCAGAAGUCAUAAUAGGAGAUUAAUCAAGGUUUUUUGUGAUCAAAAGAAAAUACUACUUUACUUUUUCCUAUGAUUAUAAAUUUGUAGGACAAUUUUCACUGUAAAUAUAGGAAUGCAGCUUUCUUCAGAAUUUGGAUUAAUAUUCAUAAGGCUUCACUUGAAUGCCUUAUUUUCUUUGUCUUGGGCCACAAUUCCCAUAAAAAUAGUUUCUGCAUCAUCAGCAUUUUUGUUGGAAUUUAUAAACAAAAAUCCAAGAAUCUGUUCAAAUAUUAAGAUCUGUCUCUUUCUUGUAAUUUGGAGUAUUCUUGUGUGAAUGAAGUUCAGGCUCUGAGAGUAAUUGAGCCAUUUGCUAAUAGCUUGAUGUUAGAGAAGAUCCUAGCAGAAGUGAGCUGCAAACAGGGAAUUCCAAAAACUUUGCAUUAUAUAUUACUAGACAAUCCAUGCAUCAUUUGGGUCAUUAUUUUAGAGAUAUUUCUUUACCUAAGCAAAGGUAGGCAAAAAAAAAAAAAA